AUGACUACUCAAACUCCAGCCGAGAAGAAAGAAGCACCAAGGCCUCAUGUGUGUCCCGUUUGUAAGAGAGCAUUUCACAGAUUAGAACAUCAAACAAGACAUAUGAGGACGCAUACAGGUGAGAAACCACACGCUUGUGAUUUUCCUGGUUGUACAAAGAAGUUUAGUAGAAGUGACGAACUAACUAGACAUAAGAGAAUACAUACGAAUCCACAGCCUAGAGGUAAACGUGGUAGAAAGAAGAAAGUUGUUGCUCCUGUGAUUGAAGCAGAACCUGUAAGUUUUGAAACAGGGGGUCCUGACUCAAUGGGAAUCACUAUGGGAGUACCAAUAUCAAUGCCAAUGAUGACACCUAUACCAAGAAAUACUUCUAGUAGUUCCUUACAUUCAGUAAGUUCAUUCACUGCACUUAACGGUUUACAAGUAUUACAACCGUUACAACCAUUACAAUCACAACAACCUCAAGGGUUAAUUAGUAAACCUACAAUAGUGAGAAACUCUUCUACACACUCAUUAACCCAAAUGAAUAAUAAUAAUAGUAAUAAUAAUGCGGGAUCUUCCGGGGGUCUAUUGUCUAGUAACAGUAACAAUGGAAGUAGAAUCCGUUUAAGUGCAUUAUCCUCUUUACAAAUGAUGACGCCAUUAGGUAAUGCAAAACCUCGUACACAUGGAUUUAUGGAUACACCGGAGAAUAAUGGUCCAGAACUAACAAGACCUCGCUCCUUAACUGAUGUUGCUAAUAUGAAUAGCAUAUCGAAUUCUGGUAUUCCUUUACCAAGAUUACAAACACCUAUCGCUAAUAGUAGUGCAUCUGUAAUAUCUGGUGUUGUAAUGAAUAGACCAGGGUCUGCAUUAAGUCUUAAUGAAAUGUUAACCAAGACUACAAGUAGUUCAGAAUCUGAGACCGAAGCAGAUGGAUCUGUAUUAGAGAUAAACAGGCAUGCGGGACGUAGGAGACAUCAACGCCAACAAAGUUCUAAUGCAGUAACUCCUACCACAAUGAGUAGGUCUGAUAGUGGUUCAAAUUUACAACAAAGCAUGCUUUUAAAUGGUGUCACUCCCCAGACUAUGAAUGGAUCUCACAUGUCGCCUGCAUUCGCUGAUGAUUUAAGAUAUAAAUUGAAUUCUGUUCAAAAUUCUCAACAACAACACAAUGCAAAUAACAACAAUAGUACAAGCUAUACUGAACCAUCAGUAUUGAGUUCACCACCUUCAUAUGCUGCAAGAAAUGAUUUCUCGUCACAUAAUGCUGGUCAAAUACCAAUUAUAAACUCUUCACCAACAUCAAUCGUGUCACCUCAAUUGUUACCCCAACAAUUUCUAGGAACACCACACGUUGCACAACUACCUCCUCAGCAGUUAUACAAUCCAUCCACAUCCACAACUGUGAACACUUUACAACAACAACAACAAGAAGGAACACAGAGUGGUUUACCACCUAUCAGAAGUUUACAACUUCAAUUUCCUACAGAUUAA
This is a messenger RNA of Maudiozyma saulgeensis, 1476 nucleotides long. The record is from the annotation of a GenBank genome assembly. Lineage: Eukaryota; Fungi; Ascomycota; Saccharomycetes; Saccharomycetales; Saccharomycetaceae.